UCAUCGUUGCGAUAUCCUAGCACUUCUCACAACAUGUCGCUUUGCAAGGACUGUGUUACCGGCGUCACCCACGAAGGCGAGCCUACAGGUACCAUUGAGCAAAUCAAUGGCGUCAAGACAUAUGUUGCUCUCCCACCGGCUGGGAAGUAUGAAACUUCAAAGGCGGUUCUCUUCCUACCAGAUGUGUUUGGUCUAGAGCUUGUCAAUGCCCGUCUUUUGGCGGAUGACUUUGCAAAGAACGGUUACCAGACAUAUAUUCCGGACUAUCUCAAUAGCGACCCUAUUACUAGUCUGGAUGGCUCGGUUGACUUCCAGGCCUGGUUUGCAAAUCAUGGUCCUGAACAAACAAGGCCGUCACUCGACAAAGUCAUUGCUGGACUUAAAGAGCGUGGUAUCAAGGAAUUCGGUGCUACAGGCUACUGCUUCGGUGCUCGUUAUGUGUUUGACCUGGCUUUCGACAACGGUAUCAAGGUUGGCGUUGUGUCCCAUCCGUCCCUCUUGAAGGUGCCAGAGGAUCUUGAGAAGUUCAAGGCAACCGGAGUACCCUUGCUCAUUAACUCUUGUGAGGUUGACCAAAUGUACCCGCCUGAGAGUCAGAAGAUCGGUGAUGACAUCCUUGGUGGCGGCAAGACGGAGACGGAAAAGUACAAGCGCGAAUAUUUCGCGGGGUGCGUGCAUGGUUUCGCAGUCCGUGGAGAUCUCAGCAAGCCAGAAGUAAAGGCCGGAAAGGAGGGGUCGUUCUUGAAUGCAAUUCAGUGGUUCCACAAGUUCCUGUGAAAAUUCGAACAACUUUCCGUGUAAAUUAAAUAUGUUGAGUAAAGAUCAUGAAUACCUAUCUUAAAUACGUUUCCAAGUAGGUUUGUUCUGC
Messenger RNA from Fomitiporia mediterranea MF3/22, 868 nucleotides. RefSeq names its product alpha/beta-hydrolase. The coding region runs from base 34 to 777 and encodes 247 amino acids. The transcript has 9 exons. The record is from RefSeq and is a predicted model, not a curated record. NCBI's taxonomy places the organism in Eukaryota, Fungi, Basidiomycota, Agaricomycetes, Hymenochaetales, Hymenochaetaceae. Gene Ontology annotation, molecular function: hydrolase activity.